Molecule: messenger RNA, 17995 nt
Organism: Paramuricea clavata
Lineage: Eukaryota; Metazoa; Cnidaria; Anthozoa; Malacalcyonacea; Plexauridae
Source: the annotation of a GenBank genome assembly
AGGCAGCACUUAAGAAGGAGGACAUCAACAUUCUUAUCCUUGGCGAGACUGGUGUAGGCAAGUCGACUUGGAUUAAUGGCAUUGCCAAUUAUGCGAAGCAUGGCUCCCUCCAAGAUGCCAUGGAUGCUCCUGAGUUCACUGUUUUGAUCCCAUCCAGGUACAAACAGUUUUCGAACCUUUCAUGUUUUUGACAUGUACAUAACGAAUGCUAAGUGCCAUGAAGGGAAUCGUGAUUUUUUUCAUCUUCCACAUGUCUAGUUUUAAAACACACCCGAUAUAUUAAUUUUAAAAAAACCAACUAAAAUCUGUGAAAAAAGAGGAAUGCUUUUUAACACCUCUUUGUGUCACUCUCCAAAUGCAGGAACUAAGAUCUUAAUUAAAAAUACCGCUGAUUAAAACUUAACAAUUGUUGUUGUAUUUAAUACGAAAUUAUUUACACAAGCAUUACUGACGUCCGUACAUAAUGAAAGUGUCAAGAAUACCAAAGAAUCAGACAGAAUUUGCAAAUUAUAAAAAGGUUGGGGCACCCACAUACACAUAAACGAAUACACAUAGACAUUUUCAGAAGUUCUGGUAGGGCAAUUUUGUUGCAUCAUCAUAAAAAGUUGUUAUUAAAUAUAGCAGUUUAAUAAGAUAACGGUAACAUUUUGAAACUUUCUUUAUCUUAGAUUUGUUUUUACAAAUGAAGAAGGUGAAGGGAUUGACAUUGCAUUUGGAACUGAUUCAAAUGAAGUUCUAAGUGGUGGCCAAUCUGCUACCCAGUUCCCCCAAGAGUACAUGAUUGAAACCAACACAACAAGGUUCCACCUUAUUGACACUCCAGGAAUUGGGGACUGCCGGGGUAUUGAAAAAGACAAAGAAAAUUUUGAAAACAUCUUGGCCUUUCUUACCUGUUAUGACAAGAUUAACGCUGUUGUUGUCCUUCUCAAGCCAAACAACGCUAGAUUGACUGUGGCUUUCAAGUUUUGUGUGUUAGAGUUGUUAACACACCUCCACAAAUCUCUGGUGUCCAACAUCAUCAUUGCCUUUACGAAUUCCCGUGGAACCUUCUAUAGACCAGGAGACAGCCUCCCAGUUCUUAAAAACCUGCUCCAGAGUCAUAGUAUUGAAAUCGAUGUAUCUCCAUCAAAUUAUUUUUGCUUUGACAACGAAGCUUUUAGGUAUUAAGAUUAAUAAUAUAUCUCCAACUCAUUAACAAAUCAUGAGUAAAUUUGCCAAACAUAUUGCUUUAUUUUGCUCACAUGAUAAUAUUAUAUACCAGAUGAAGUCCAUUGAUUCAGUCUUAGGACUGGAUUGAAAUUAAUUUAGUCCUUAAACUGGAUCAACAUGAAUUAAGUAGUGAUUUAUUUGUAGGAGAUGUCCUUUUAAAUCCUCCAAUUCGGAGUGGAUUAGAUUUCAAGUCCUCGCAUUUUGAUCCAGUCCUCGGCUUUCCCUCUGACGUGAUCAAAUUGCGCCGACGUGAAAUCUAAUGCAGUCCUCACAGUCGGAUUUGAAAUAUUACAUAGAGCAGGGGAUGGCGUCUGGUGUUCCUUGCACCCUCCAUCAAGCCAUUGUGUUAAAUGUCAUUUUUAUGUUAAAUUUAAAUUUAAUUGCGGAUUCUUAAUGGUAAUAAUUAUAAUUUCUUGGGUUGGAGAUGGAAAGUAUUUAUGUCCCUAUAAAAGCUGAAGGACUUCUCUUUGAGUGCACCAAAUUUGGCAAGAAGACUAAUAAUCCAUACGUUGAUGCUGAUGUUUUUGUUUUAUUAUCACAUUUACAGGUUCCUUGCUUGCCAUAAAAGUGGAAUCAAGUUCACGUUUGAAGAAAUUGACCUCUACUCAAAGAGUUGGAUUAAGUCGUGUGAUACAACUUGCCAAAUGUUUGACCUCAUUAAGAAAAAGAAGCCCCAUGAGACAAAGAAGACCGUGAGUCUAAACGAAGCAAGAAACUGCAUAAUCGCCAUGAGCAAACCAAUGGGUCAAGCUGUUCAAUUGAUUGAGAUGAAUUUGAAAAAGAUUAAAGACGCCAAAGACCAAUGCAAGAUCUAUGAUGCUGACAUCAAGUCCUUCCAAGCCGACCUUAAAUUCAAAGGGUAUGAGUUGUGCGUAAAUCAACUCGACUAUCCCAUGACGGUAUGUGCAGACACACAGUGCAAGAGGUACGUGCGCAUUGGGACGUCAGGAGAACAAAAUACGAUUUAUGAACAGAUCUGCCAUAAUGGCUGUGGUAUUUCAGGAGUUCCGUUAGAGGUUACCAACAACGAACAGCUUCGUGGUUGUGCUGCUAUGGACAAUAAUGGAACUUGCAAGCAUUGUCGACACGAUUACAGAGUUCACAUGCAUAUGACCUACACUGCUUCUGUUGUAGAGAAGGAAUUCUUGUCAGAAGAUGCAAAGGCCAACAUCCAAAAGAAGUCCGACUUAAAGUCUCAGAAAAGGAUCUUCAUGGAGGAAAUGGAGAAAAGCAUCAAGGAGUAUGAAGAUGAAAAGAAAUUCAUUUUUGAAUGUGCUAGCUUCUUCGGUGCUUUUCUCAAGCAAAAUGCCAUGAUCGCUUACAAUGAUUCCUUCAACGAGUACCUCGACAUGCUGAUCAAAGACGAGCAGGCUAAGGAGAAAGAAAUCAGAGACGACCAGAAGAUCGAACAGAUGAAACAAGAUAAGAAAACAUACAACGCAAACAAAGAUAUUAUCUUGGAUAGCAUCGCAACCGAAAACAAAGAUGAAAUUCUUCCUAUAGAAAGGAUUUAUGAAAUGAGGCAGAAGCUUUGCUCCUUGAAACACAAUGGGAAGUCUCUUAAAGAAGCUUUAGGUAUUGUGCGUAUACAUACAAAUAUAAAAAUUUGUUUCAGUCGCAAGUAUAGUAGACGACUAAUCAAGUCUUAUAGAGUUUUCUUUUCAAAAUCGAAUCCAAUCUGUAUCAACUGCGAAGUCACGAAUUGCAUGAAUAUCAUAUAAGUCAUUAAUUUCUAUUAAUUAAUGAAAGUUGUACCAAACAAAUGCCUCUAUUAUGAGGACACGACCUAAAUUGGCACAAAAAACAACGAACCUGUGUUAAACUUCUAUAUUUUGAUAAUUUUUACAAUCUUUUGUGCUUGGAUUGCCCCCGUACAGACAUAACGUUGGUCACUAUACUAACUAUUUAUGGCAAUUGCGGUUCAUAGUUUAUUUGUAAAUUUGACUAGUAGGUUACGAAACAGUCACUCGUUGAUAUUUUUCUGCACAAACAUGCAAUAAUUUCUUAAAUUUGCUACUUAUAAAAAACUAAACUAUGGUCUUUAAGAACCUGAUUUACCAAGUAUUUUUCAUUUUCGUUAUUCAUGUUAAAGUUGAAAUAUACGCACGGGGUAAUAUCAGAAAUUUUGCUGGAAAUUUAUAUACUUAAAAGUACUAAUUUUUCAUAAAAAACAUUAAUUUGCAUAGAUGGCGUCAUCUCAGCAAGGCAAAGAAAACACAAAGUAGAAAGGUAAGACUUGUUCCAAAACAUUCGAAAAGGAUAUAAAUCAAUUCUACCCGGAUCUGCUGUUCGACUAUCGGUGCGAUAGUUUAGUUUCACCUGUUGUCUCGAGCAGUUAUUAGACUGUGUCACAUACGUGGCUGCGUUAAAAUGCUCGAGGCAAGAAACUCGCACCCCGCACUCCGGCCAAAAAAUCGUAGGAAAUAUCUCCAAGAAUGCUACAAGAUCUCAAAGUCGCAAAAAAGGUCCCAUGCAAACCUUACAAAAUUCCCAAAAAUCUCUUCAUAUCAAGAAAAAAUCUUAGUAUAAAUACACAAAACUCUGCGAAAGUCCUUAAAAUUAGCAAAGUUGCCUGAAAAUUCUUAAAAUUUUUAAAAGUCCAUGAGAAAAUUCAUUAACUCUAACGGUGAUACACCUUACCACGAAAGUUACUAUUUUCAGGCUGGUGUGAACGCCUGAGCAAGCGUCUUAUUUAAUUUAGAACAAAAAUUUUUAGAACCACUGAGUAUUUUAAUAAAAUACAAAACAAGUGAAACUCCAAAAAUCGAUAACAUUUUUAUUUAUCUACGUUUCGACUAUAUUUCAGUCAUCAUCAGGAUAAACUAGCUAGGUUAUAUAUCAAAAGCGGUAUUUAUAUGAAGAAAUAUGAUACAAUAGUUCGGUUGAUUAUUAACGAAUUAAUGAAAUAUGAUUAGUUCUUUAGAAGCUUUAAGUCCAUGAUUAAGUUCAGGCUUAUAUCUUUGAAUAGCGAGGGAUUCUUGAUAUAGUAAAAAGGACCAAUGGUUAGAUUUAUCAAUUAUUUUAGUGUUGUUGAAAACAUGUUCAGCCAUUAUACUGGUUUGAUCAGACUUUGCGUUAUCGUCGGGAUAAAGUUCUAAAAGGGCUUUAAUAUAAAGUUUGUUCGUUCACUGCAACCAGGUAUAUCAAUCAUGUUUCGCUCGCUACUCUGGUUUAAAUAAAUGAUUACGAAGCCCAGUCGAAUUGUAAUCAAGACCCAGGCUUUAAUAUGUUGAAACUGUUCACAAGUAGAGAGGUGUUGAUGGAUUACAGAUUCUGUGUGAUGUGAAUGUUCCUUAGUUCUGGUGUAUAAGCAGCGAUCAUUUUUGCCGAUGUACCAACUAUUACAUCCAGGGCAAGUAAAUUCAUAAACUACAGAGCUUUGAUAAGUUUUUGGGGUUUUAUCUUUGCAUGACACAAAUACGUUGCUGUAAUGGUUUUCCAGUUAAUAAUGAAUCGGCAUUUUAAUAUGAGGAGAGGGGUUAUUUUUGCGUAUCAACGAACGAGUUAGUCUUUCACCAAAUUUGCCAAGAUAGGGUAGCUGUAACCAGAUAUUAGGAAUUUUGUUUGAUUCAGUCAUUGUGGCUUCGUUGUCGUUGUCAUUAGAUACUGGUGAUGGUUUAAAUUGGUUAAUAAGAACUAAUAAGAACUAAUCAUAUUUCAUUAAUUCGUUAAUAAUCAACCUAACUAUUGUAUCAUAUUUCUUCAUAUAAAUACCGCUUUCGAUAUAUAACCUAGCUAGUUUAUCAUGAUGAUGACUGAAAUAUAGUCGAAACGUAGAUAAAUAAAAAUGUUAUCGAUUUUUGGAGUUUCACUUGUUUUGUAAUUUAGAACAAGUCAUUUGGAUUUCAUUUUAGUGGAAUUUCAAAGAAUUUAGACAAUAUACCUUGAAGUAUACGACUCCGCAGUAAUCUAAGCAAUAUAUCUUUUAAAAAAUUUUAGUAUUCUAUUACAUGAACCAAACCGUGUUUAGUUUGCUAUUGCUGACAUAUGCACCGAGUAGCUAAUAAACGGCGGUACUGGCUCAUCACUACAUUUUUUAUCACAUAAAAUCAUCACUACAUUUUUUAUCCCACAAAAGGUAAAUACUUCGUGUAAGAAAAAUUAUAGUGUACCCGGGAAAGUAUGGGCAUGCCCAAUCCCACAACCCUUGCGCCACACUGGGAACACCCUACCCACCGGACACCUCUUCCCCAACUCGCGCACGACAACGCACAGCCAUACACAAGUCCUCCGCACAGCCUCCGCACAACUUUCUGCACAGCGCUCCCACAUUCAUGCUUGCUGGAGUCUUCCUGAAGUUUUUACGGAAAUCAUUUUUCACAGAAUCAACAUAUAUCUGGGUAGACAUGUAUGACAAUCAGCCAUGUCCAUUACCAAAGUUUCAGAUUUCACCAAGGAUUCAUUUACUUUCGAGGACGUUACCGGCGGGAGAUCUAAAUGCAAUAGGAUAAGGAUACUAACACAGAAUCGGGGUCCACUCUUAUUAAAGGUUGAUAAUUGUUUUUCUUACGGAGUAAUCGCAGAUCACAGGUUUGGUAAGACUAAGUACUCCGUUCCGAUAGUGCUGGAGGAUAGGGAGUCAUUCUUAUCCGCCUUGGAGCUUGUAGAGUCUGAGGUUGAUAAGUACGCCACGUGAACGAUCCACGAGAAUAAGGACGUGGCGAGAGGCUCAUGUGAUGCCUCUACCCUAAGGACUGGCAUCCGGUAUUGUAUGCAAAGAUUGAUGGUGAUACACUGAUUUACCCUAUCGGAGGCGGUGAACCUGUGGGCCACAAGAGGUACACCGAAGAGGCGUUUUAUCUCGAUGCGGUCGUUAGGAUUGAUGGUGUAUACGUAACCGAGGACGCAGUCUCCAUCCGGGUGACGUUCUAUGAGGCACAGGUGUUGGAGUAUCAUUCCAUGAGACUUAGGGAGAUGCUUUUGUGAAUUUGAUUGGAUUUUAAUACCCUGAUAUAAGGGUGUCGAAAUCUUUAUGUCCUAUAGGAGUGGACCAGUAUAAAUAAAGGUAUGGAUUCUCCUUUUGAAUAUCCACCCUGGGAACCGAGAAAGAGGAGUAAGAACACGGAUUCUUUUGAAAUAGCAUAUAGAGAGUACCUAGAUUCUAUUAGUCAAGAAAAGCAGGAUCCAUCACAAGGGCUGUGCUUUGAAGGACGUAGGCAUCAGUUUAUCAAUAUAAACGAUGAAAGGACGUGUAAUGAGUGUGGAUUUGUAUCUGGUCCGACUCACUAUGUUUCUGAGUAUGGUUCUUGGGAUAGGGCUGCUAUGAAUGGUCCGAACAAGAGUAGCGUUAGUUUUAAGUUCGAUAGUUUUUGUCAGAGGAAGAACAUAACGGCUUGUGGUCUGCUCGGAAGAAGAACACGUGAAGUUCUGGAAAUCAUUGAGGAGGUUUGCGACGCAGAGAAGCUUAGGGGGAAGAGGCUUCCCAAUCUCAAUAUUCUGACUUAUCAGGUAUGUAGGAGGUUGAAUGUGGAGAUAGACGAGUCUUUACUUAAGAUUCCUAACGGGAAGAUUUCCCACGAUCGGUGUAAGAAAAUAUUUCAGACACUAGGUAGAGAUAAUUUUAAUGUUUCCUCAGGCAUUAAAAUUGAAGUAGUAGCCUUGGGAUGAUGAUGACGAAAAGAACCUCAACUGUUAUCGGGAUCAAUAGGCAGCUGGUCAAGCACAACCACAUCAGUUUCCGUGGUAUCUUCACCGUUGUGUUUACCGUAUCUUUUGACCGUUGCGCUGGCAUAUCAGAUCUGGGUAUGUGCGCUCAUUGUGAUGUUUCCUCAUUCAAUAUCGAUACCCAGGUUAAACAUUUUUCUCCUUUUAUGAUUUUUGUUGUGCUUCAUUCUGUUUGCGACUUCUGGUUUUGUGGACAAGCAUUCCAUUUUUAUUUAACCGGAAAAUAAAAUGCCAUUCAGCAUGGUUAUCGUAAGUAUGACAGCCUGUGGGAAGGCGCAUCACCUCAUUCGGGAGCUAAAGACAACGUUUUCCCACCAAUUUGAAAAUAUAUUCCUGAUUUGUCCUACCUAUCACUGGAAUAGGACCUAUGAUCAGGAUUUCAUUCAUGAGGACGACAAUUUCUUUGUUAUUCCCUGCCGGCAGGAUGACGUGGAGGAUUACCUUAAAUUUGUAGUGGACUUCACCAAGGGAAGGGAAUCCCUCAUCAUCUUGGAUAACUGUGCCAGCACUAAGUCUGUAAAGGACCGUACGGGGGAGUUGAUUGAUCUUGGAUUUAGUGCACAACAUAUGAGUAUUUCCACCAUUGGUAUUACCCAACAGCUGACCUCCAUUGCUAAACCGUACAGACAAAAUAUUUCGAAAUUAGUAACAUUCUAUAACCCAAAUAGGCAGGACAUGAAGAUUAUCCUGGAUGAAUACCUUCUUGUUGACAAUGCGGAAAUGAGGUCUAUUAAGGAGAAGCUGAAGGAGAAUCAGUAUGCUCAUCUUGAAGUGAACUUGGUACAUCCGUUUAAUCACGAGGUAAACAUUCCGGUGUUAUAAUAAAAAGGAUGGAACAGGAACCACCGACCGCAGAAAAUACGGAAAUUGAGGACAGUAGAGCAGAGCUUAUCCGUCUGUCUAAUGCAAGGGGAAAUCACCCAGUCCGGAAAAUACUUCAAGAAGGCGUCCGGAAAAGUCAUUAUGAAAGUUCGGAAGGACUAUAUGGUUGCACAAAGGGAAAAGGCAAACGUUGUGCUGACGGAAUUCUUGAUUGAAAAAUUUUCCAACUUUAUGGAAACCAUCAACAUGGUGGAUAGUGGUGAGGAGCUGAGGACGGAGUUGAAUCAGGAUAAACUGUUUAGGAGUGAUGUCAAAAGCGUAGUGGCAAAAUUGUCCCUAUACGUACCUUAUUUAGGGAUUGUUAGUGGUGGGGCAACAACGGUUAACAUGUUUAUCGGAGAGCACCUGAACAACCACCUUCUGAGGAGGAAGGACUGGAGACUAAUGAUCAGGCCUAAAAAUUUCCAAACUCUGUUGAGUAUGGAAAAACUACGAUUCCUAGUUAAUCUAGUACUUUGUCCCAGCUAGUUGACCGUUUUCGAUCCUCAUAACACCAUCGGAAAGGACGAACAUGUAACAUACAACGUUUGCAAUUGUAGCUUUCUUCGUGAUUUCCACCAGUAUUCCGGACUGGGUGUUUUGGAUUUUAGCACCGUUUCCGUAUGUGUUGACGUCGUUUACGGUUCUGAGAUCGAUGACCAAGGCGAACUGUUUGUCUUUGAAGAAGUUGGUUAGUGUCUGGUGGCUGAUAUCGCCAGUACCGAACAGUCGCCUUGCUUCCUCGUAUAGCCUUGUAUUCGGGAUACCUUGGCUAUAGACUGCAUUGGGAACACCUUCCACGGUUACCUUGACCUUUUCGAUAUUAGGGUAUACAUAUUCCUCACUAUCGGUUUUCGUCUUGUUUGUGAAUAACAUAACGAUGGCUUUCAUGCUCCUGCGUGGUAUAUUGAUUGUCUCAUUAAUGAUGGUGGAGUCUUUGUCCUAUUCGGAUUUCUUCAUCAGGGUGGUAUGUUCGAAGGAUAGCUCUCGUUCGGAUCCGUAUAGGUUUUCAGCCUUUCUUGCGAGAUCGAUGUUGUCAAUGGACUCAUAUUCCAGUUCGAUGUUCUCCAGGGUGUAUCCUUCUACGGAUUCUCCUCCUUGUGCACUCAUGAUUUCGUCUGCUACAGGUAGGGUGAUCACAUAUUGUAGGUCGUUUGCCAUGUUGUGUGGGGCGUAAAGCCCGUGGUCUUUAAGGAUUUUGUUGAUCCGGAUCUUCUGUUUUGUCCCGAACACCCCGAGCAGUGCGGUGGCAUCAACAUCAUCGUUUGCGACAUCGUCUUUGGACAUUUUCUUCCUCGUUGCUCCGGUAGCAAUACAGUCCUCCACCAUGUCGUCGCGCUGUUUCCUGUGUAACCAUAGGUCUUUGUAGACUUCCAAUAGGCUUUCUCCACUGUUGUCGUAGACUUUUCCCCGGCGAGGCGGAUUUCUAGUGUUUUCUGGAGCAGUUUUCCUAGGUUGUUUCUGAACCAGGACUUUGUAUUGCUGUUUUUAAGUCGAAAACCAGAGCCAUACUGUCAGGCACGAGAACAGAAUCUCCCUUUAGUUUUGGGAUAUUAACAUAAACUUUCUCCCCCGGUUUUGCAGAGUUUGGGUUAAAGGUCAGAACAUGCCUGGUCCUACUACCAGUAAUUUCCGUCCUAUUCAUACGUCGAAAGUUGGGCAUAAGUUCAGUUGUUCGGUCCAUUAUGUUUUAUUAUAGUAGAAUUUAUUUUUUCCGUCUACUUUGUAAGUACUUGUAUAUAGCUCCGGCAAUUAGGAUUGCUACAAUCCACAGGUUUUUGGCAAGGAAGGCAAGACCUUUAGCUCCCCAGCUUAGGAUCGUACUUAGCAAAUUUAGGAUGGGUACUAGGAUUGGUAGUGCAGAUUUUGCAAGUCCAGCCAAUGCUUUUCCUACGGCUCCUAGUCCUUUGGAUGCUCCAACGAUGGUCUUUUUACCAGCCACCACGACAGUGGUGAUGAUUCCAACGAUAGAAAUAGCAAUGGCGGCUAAUGCACCUAGGUUUUCCUUUGCCCAUUUGGGAAUUUUCCAAAUUUUGUUCGGAUGUCUUCCCUUGCUUUUUCCCUAAACCGUGUUUUCCCUCCUUCGUUUCGGGUUGCCGACCCAUUUCUAAUUUAGCGUUGUCAAUACCCCGGCCGGCAAGAUCUUUACCUUCUUGCAUGACUUGUCGUCUUUCUGGAUCUGUUUCAGUUUCUAGUUUUUCCUCCAGUCUUUUACUUUCUAUUUUUAGGUAUUUAAUAUUUUCUUUGGAGUACCCUUAGCGACGGGUAUUCCCGCAAGAUCCCUGGUUUCCUGUACGGUUAGUUUUCCUCCUCUUGCUUGCAAUCUUAGUACACGUUCUGUAAAGGUAUUACCUGCAGUGGUAUCUUCCUGAUGUAGUUCUUCCCUAGCAUCCUCAAAAAUUUCUUCUGCGUUUGCUCUUGAUGCUUCUCCUACGGUUUCCUCUUCGACUACACUUCUAGCUCUUCUCCUGUGUUCUUCGAGUGCUUUUUCGUAUAGACUAAGGAAUCUUUCUAAUGAUACAGUAUUUUUCUUAUUUUUAGACAUUUUGUAGUUUACCACCCGUAUCAAUGAAUGCAACAUCGACCCCGUUGAAUGUUAGCUUAUGUUUGGUGAUGUCUAAACUGGAGAUAAGUUCGUUAGAGUUUUGUCCGUCGGCCAGAUCUAUUCGGUAUUCAGUUCGGAAAAGCCUUCAGACAUUAUCAAAUUUUCCGUAUGUGUACAGUUUGUCUGUUUGCCGUUCCUUCCAACUGUAGGAGUUGUCCUUAUUCUCCUCACGGUAGCUAUAUAGAGGUUUUUGCAUCGUCUAGUCCGUCGGUAGUUUGGCUGAGGGGACCUGCGAAAUCGUCUUCAUCGACGGGAGUAUCGCUGAUGAUACACCUUCAUCAUCACCCUCAUCACCUCCUUCAGCUCCUUCCGGUUGGUUAAGGUUGUCCUGCUUUAUGGUGUCCAUUUUUAUUUAAGUCUAAAGAUAAUUCUUGUUCGUAAUGCCUUCCCAAAAUGUCCUCCCCAUUCUCUGGAUCCUUAAGGCUUUACAUGUUCGGAUCUCCCUGGAACACCGCUGUAACGACGUAUACUUCGUUGUCAAAAUUGGGUUCGUAUCCCUUUUCAAAGGUUUUAUGUACUCACUUCAGUGCUAUAUACAGGUCAGGGAGUUCGCGCAGAAAUCUCCCGCUAAAAUAUUCGUAAACAGCGCGAAAGUGUGGAUUUAAAAAAUUCUAUUUUUCUGGGAAAAUUUGAUAAAUCAUGCUGUGUUUACGAAGAAUUAGUACACAGAGAAGAACAUUUUGUUCUAAAACCUUUAUUAAACAACCAUCAAAGAUAAUUUGUGGUGGAUUUUUGUUUCAAACCAAUCAUUUGCUUUGGCGCAUGAGAACUAUGAAGCCAAUGCAGGGCAGAAUGAGGGCAGUCCGAUUUUGGUCAUUCAUGGUAUGCUGGGGUGGAAAAAAAACUGGCAUACAUUUUGUAAAUCUUACAGUGAACAUACUGGGAAACAGGUAUGUAUGACACUUCUGGUCUGAUAGAGAAAAUUAUACCCAGUUUCAAUAAAGUUAGUUUCAAACUUGAACAGAGCGGCUCUAUUAAAAGUGAGGGGCACACUUAGCGCCUGCCGAAGGCAGGUGACAUUCUGGGGAGGCUCGGAGUCUAGAGUCUCUGAAAUGCCAUUUCCUGCACUUUAGAAAGAUAUUUAUAACGUGAUCCCCGAUCUUAAAUUUGGGAUUUGAAAAACUGCUUAGUCUGUAUCCAUAAAUCCUUGUCCAAAUUUCGUUCUUUAGCUUAUUUCCUCGUUCACAUCCACCGCCUUCAUCCCUAUUGUACUGUGUGUGGUAUUAUUAUAAGAUCUGACAAGGUUAGGUAGAACGUCCACCCAAACUUUCGUCCUGUUUUCCGUAAAGUAUUUCCACAUCCUUGUUUUUAGGGUUCUAUUGAAUCUCUCGACAAGUGCGGCUUUCCGGAAGGUUCUUGUGGAAAAGUAGUGGACAUCAUGAUCCUUCAGCAACGUUUUUACUCCUACAUUAUAAAAUUCCUUUCCAUCGUCGUAUUGUGACGUUUUAGGAUACCUACCGAACCUCUCCUUAAAUUGCAUGAGAAUAUUUUCAACAGCCUUUGUCAUGCUUUCAGUAUUUUUCAUCCAUACGGGAACGGCAAAGGCGUACCGACUCAGAACCUCUAUGACAGUUAGGAUCCAACGGUUUCCCUUAUUCUUACGGCUGAAUUUACUCAUAUCCACAAGAUCCAUUUGGAUCUGUUGUGCAAGCCCGUCCACAUAGGUUCUUUGGGUUUUGUAAUGUUUUCGGGAUGGUUUGUGAAUGAUGUAGGUAUUUUGUGUUUGUAACCAUUCCUUAACAUUCUUCCGACUAACUCCCUUUAUACCUUCCUCCUUUGCACUUUGGUAUAAUUUUUCCAUCGACAUGUACCCCAAUUUUGCCAUCGACAUGUACCCGCAGCGACAUCCAGUGUCAGACUCAUUUUAUUACCUGUAAAUAAAACAUGAAGAAGAUAACGGUCUACACUGAGGGUGGAGGGGUUACCCUGGAUUUACAGGAUCCACUGAUCCUUUCCCAUGGAUCUGAACUUUACGUGAAGACUGCCGCUGUGUUUUGGAAUUAUAAGAACAUCCGCAAGGGUUACAAUGACUACAUCUCCGUGGAUGGUAAGAAGGUUACGAUAGAUGAAGGGUACUGGACGUUUAAACAGCUUAGGAAAGAGUUGGAGGAAAUGGGUAGAGGGGUGGGGGCACAGGCCAAAACCCGAUGGAGUAUUACGGGUCAGAGUGCAAAGAGCCUGCAGACACAGGAGGUUUUUCGAAAAGUAGCAAGGGAUACAGUUGUUCAGGAUGAUGUGACAGUUUACCAUCUCCAACAUGAGAACAGCUAUCGCAAGCACGCAUGUUGUCCUAAAUUUCGCUAUCAUGCCGGGUCUAAUCCUAAUUCCCUCAGACUUAAGGAUUUUAACAAAACCUAUUCCAGGAUUUAGCAAUGUUCUAACGGUAGCUAAGAAUGGGAUGAUGUUUGGGAAAAACGAGAAGGUAAAUUAUACUAGUAAUCCUGUUCCUACCCCCACGAAUAAUAUAGACGAAAGCCAUGACAUUACACCAGCCCCAACCGUGGAGGACUUUAAACCCCCAGAACUAAGGCAGAAGUCUGAUACUCAAAAUAUUGCUCUUGGCACAGCGGCAGUCGCAUCCUUCGGGCUUGCAUACCUGGUAUUCCGGCGUUAAAUAAAAAUGAGCUUCUUAUUCGGGUAUGAUUACUUUGGUACAACAACGGAAGACCUGAACACCUUGAAACAGAAGUUGACAACAGUCGAAAAGGCACAGCAGGGGAACACGGCAGAAGCUGCUAAACAUGCGAACGACAUCGUAAGGUUGAAUAGCCUUGGAAAAAAUUCAGUACAGUACGACUUUACCCAGAUACCCAGAUAUUCACCCCGAUUGCUGCAAACUCCCAUCAUUUCCGAUGUGGACAGGAAGAACGCAAGGUUCAUCGGGUUUAGUGUCAGUGAUGGAAAAAAUACGGCAACAUAUCCUCCACCCUGUACGGAUUUCGCGACGAUGCUAUGGGAAUGGUCAUUAUAUUUACGCGCGAUCAGAGCAGCAGAAUAUCAGGUUUCGUUCACAUUCUUUAUCGUCCUGAAUUCAGGAAAUAUAAAUGUACAAAUUUUUGGCUUGGAAUCCAAGGACGUAGACUCUGCUGGAAAUGUAACCAUCAGAACAAGGACUACAAACGUAAAUUGCUUCCUCUUGACAACAUAAGAUUUUCUUAAAUCUUUCUGUAAGAUUUAAAAUAUUCGUGUUAAUCCAUAGUCACCACCAACACCCAGGAUACCCCAGGAUACCCAUUGUCAACACUGCAUAUUUUUUCAUUUCGUCUGACGGUUGAUAGUAAUCCUCCAAUUUUGGUCUGCGUUGGGAUGCUGUACUAUCCAUAAGCCUCGUAUAAUCCAUCAGGUCUUCCGAUGCCCUGUUUGUUUCCUCAAUAUCCUUGUUAGCAUCCAAGAUCUCGGCCCGAUGUCUUGCCUCGUCAUUCCUACGCUUCACCUCGGAUUCAUAAAACUUCUCCUUAGCUUUCGCAAGCUUCUCCAAGGCUUGGUUAUGUCUUUUCACCUCUUCUUUUUAUCCCCAGCAAAAGCCACAGCAUUAAAGAGUCCUCCAACCACAACAGAUGUCAUUCUUUAUUUGUCAAUUACUUUUGGGAUAUACCCUUUAUCCUUCAGGUACCCAAUGGCAAAUGCACUUCCUGCCACAGCAACAGCAAGCUUUGCCGCUCCUUCCAUAGUCAUCGGUGCACCAGGGCUUUUUCCAGCAACCGUUUUGGCAAGGUAGGAUACCCCAACAAUUCCGGUUGUUAAUAGCGCAGCAUCGUACAGUUCGUUGAUGACUUCCUUCUUCGUGUCGGUCAUUAUGUUUUUAUUAUAGUAAAACUAUUUCUCCUUUAGCUUCUUUUCCAGGAUUAGAGAGAAUCUCCUGUCUUCACUCGCCUUGCGUUCGGUUUCAAUCUUCUUGCGUUUGGCUUUUUCGGUUGUUACGACGAAGGUCAGUAUAUCCCAACCUCGUUCCCAGGGUCUUUAGGAAAGACCCUGGUAUCGGCUGGUCACGUGCCUCGUCCAAAAUAGAUUGCCCGAGGGGGGUUUGGUGAAAGUAUCAAAUUACAAACAGUUAAAAACAUACAUUUUGCGAACUAUUAUACCAGUAAGUUCAAAAUACUUGCUAAUUUUUGUUUAUUUUAUUUGCUUUGAAUUUACAAGAACAUUCUUACAUUUUUACCAACAGUCAAGUCAAGAAACCAAGCAAAUCGUUACUCGCAGUGUUCUCUCGUGUUAUUAUUAUUCAAUGCUCUCUUCACACUCGAGCGCGGUUUUAUAACAAACGUUUAUGGGCUUUUCAGUAGUCACCAUUUCUACAUAUGUUAUGUUUUUAAAACACGCAUUAGAUUUGUCCUUUUUUGUAAACGUUGCUAUGCUUUGCACGUCUUGUUUAUAAGAUUUUUAAAAGAAACAGUAUUGUAUUGUAUUGUAUUGUCUUGGACUAGAGAGAGCCCAAUAUCAGCAAAUGUAAACAUUUGAUACUAGCCAAACAGAGAAAUGUCUGUCAGUGAUUUAUCUUUAAAAUUUUGGAUUUAGUACAUAAUUCGUAUUCAUUAAUUAUAGUAAGGCUUUAGCCUUUUUCUUGGUCAGAUAUUAUUUUCCUACUAUGCACGCAACUAGGCUAUAAAUUAUCUACAUCACAAAUUUACAGUGUCAGUACAGUGUCAGACGCGCAGACUGCCAUACGAAUACACAUAAAUUUUCGAGUUUUCUACUUCUACUAAGGAAGGCUACUAACAGUUUUCAUUGUGUCUCAAUCUGUUUAUUUCUAGUUCAAUAAGUUCAUUUAUAUUUCUAUAUUUAUUUGAUAGUGGCAUAUAUAGUGAUACAUGUAGGGUAUUUACACACAAGCAAUCCUAGAUAUGAUAGAGACGAUACAAAGUGUCCAUUAAAAAAUAACGGUAUUCUAUUUCACAAAGCAAAAAAUUAAAUCUCACUUGUUUUAUUAAGAAUAUAUAUAAAGCAGAGAAUUAAAGCUUGUGUAAAAACGAAAGCUGUUUAUAAAAUUUAUAAAUGUGGUAUAAACACAAUAGUAAACAGUAAGACAAAUAUAUUGUCGUUUGACUUAUCUUUGAUGUAUGAUUUUACUGUAAUACCGUAGAUUUUCAACAGACAGCUAGACUUUGACAUAUAUACCAUGAUCGUUGAGAUCUUGCAGGAAAUUUUAUAGUCUUUUGACGGGAUUUAAGUUUGGUGAUAAGGCCUUUAUAAUCAACAAUCUCGAUACAGUUGGCGUCUUGGCCGUUUGGCGAUAUUUCGGAAAUCAAAAGAUCUCGCUAUUUCGUUCCAAUUCCACAUCUCAUCAAUAAAUAUAUUCUUUUGGUUCGAGUAUCAGGAUAUACUUUAAUACUAACAGUGAAAUAAAUAUAAACCACAUUGGUCGGUCUAGAGAUACGAAUUUUCUUGUAGGCUUUAAAUUAAUAUUGCCACGCCGCCCAGGCGUGCUUUCUUUGCCAAGUCUAUAAGUUGAAAUCUGAUCCAACUUGCUUGAAUUGUAACUCGACAGUUUAAUUGCAGUUCUCUUCACGAUUUCUUGUUGCAAAUUUAAAUUUCAUCACACAAAAUUGCAAAUAUUGUUACAAGCGCGACAAACACGCUCCUCUCCCACCCUGCCCAUAGUAUCAUUUUAAUUUAUCACCCAGAAUCUGGGUGACACGUGACCAGCCGAAACCAGGGUCUUUCCUUCGCCUCGCGCCGUUCUAAGAAAGACCCUGGGAACGAGGUUGAGAAAGGCUUUUACAAAAUUGUACAUCCCAAAAGUCAUGGAUUAUUUUGUCCUGUAAGUGUGCAUGUAGUGUAUUAUUAAUUAGAGUCCAGAGGAACAGGUGUAUUUCACUAUAAGCACUAUCGUGCAACAGAUGAUGGUCAACCUGCAUUAUCAACCUGCAAUUUUCUAGCGCAUAAACAUCCAAGCCUUAAUAGUAUAAAUAAAGUAAAAUAGUUGAAUGCUUCUCGACGUUUCGAGCGAAACUAAAGGCCAUUAUGUUGUAGCCAUAGUCAGCUAGAUCAAUAAAAAAUGCCUUGUACAAUGCCCUGGCAGCCCAGAAAGUAUUUGCUUAUUAACAAACCAAAUUUGUCGAAUAAUUAUACCGCAAAUAUAUAAAAUAGAAUAAUCCCCAGCAAAAUGAUUGCCUAAAACCCGGGCUUUUCCAAUCCGCGUGUACAUUUUUACAUGACGCACGGCAAAACGGUGUUACGACGCUUUAAAGACAGACGCGUCGCUGGCUCAUUUACAGAUUUUUUUGUAAAAAAGCACUCAACUUUAAGACCAAAGUGGCGGAGUUUUUUUUAACAUUUUAAAGAAAGAUCUACGACAAGAAUUAGCGCAAUAAUAAAAAGAUUUUUAACCCGAGUGUACUUUUUGAGAAUGUCAUAUAUAAAGCGAGAAAUGAUAAAUUUAAGGGGGUAAACCCAUGUUUUUUGAUUGCGCGUUUGUAUUACGCGAUGCCAGCUUGACCUAAUACAUCUGACCUAAUGGCAUUACAUGUUUUGCUAUGCGAUUUCUCGACAACGAAAAAACCCCGGGAAAAAACAGAAAAUUAGGGAUUUAAGACACUUGGCCCUACAGGCUAGUGUAAUGAAAUAAAACUAUGGUUGUACUGCAAUUAAAAGUUUCAAAUAUAGGUUCAGUCAAAUGCAGGGAUUGAAUUCUUCAUGUGGAAUACUUGUUGAAGUAUACGAUCCCAUUGGGGCAGGAGGGUCGCUAACUUCAAUUUAUAAGAUUAAUGCAAUAAAAUCUAAACUUACAGUAUGCCUUUCCAACACCGUUCUUGCUGCCAUGCUAGUGCCUGUAAAGUACGUCACUUUAAACUCAUCGGAAUCUCUUUCAAUUUAGAAAGAAGUGCGUACGUGCCACGAGUGAAAGAUCCUGGAAUGUCCGUGCCAUUUGGUCUAGGUGGAAUCCCUUUAGUGGAAGAAAGAAUGUCAAAAGCACGUACAGCAUUUCCAGCUUCUAGAGCAACACAUGUUACAAAAUUAAAUAUGAUUUACAUUAUAAUUUUUUGAUUCAGAAAAAUAGUUCUUUGGCUUUGCAUCUAUCUAGUCGCAAUUUAAAUAAAAUAUGGUAAAUUUACUCGAUUGAGUUUUGGUAAUUUGAUUUGGUAAUUAUGCGUAAUGAUCACAUGUUGCGCAAUCAGCCGUGCAGAAUUUUCAGCAAUUACUUUUUAAAUUGUAGUUACGGCUUACAUUAAUUAACUUCUAGAAAUAUUUAUGCAAUGACCUCUUGCCUUAUGCAAUUUCCCUUCUUGUAUGGUUGCAUAUUCUUCUAUAUUACACUCCCUAUGUUGCGCAACAUGCGCAAUAUAUAAUUUAAUUUAUAAGUUCCACCCCUUGUCAGGGACCUUAUCCCACACAGCGACCCCUCUGAUGCAUUUAAGGCAAAUUCUAACUGUAAGGAGGCAAAAUACUUUACAUCAAUAAUUAGACAUACUCGUUACUCAGCCCAAAUGUCAAGUUUAAUUACUUCCAGUAAUAAAGUGAUAAAAUGUCAUAGUACCCACCCAAGCCUAGUUUCUAUUUUGAUGUUACUGUCCUAAACUUGUCAAGGUAGGAAAUAUGAUAGAGUGUUGAUAUUUUGAGGGAGAGGGUAUUAAUUCCCUCCGGCUGUUUACACCAGAGGAAAGGAAUGCUAAAGGCUGAUUUCCACUGUUUCGUUUUUCGUACGCACGUACACGCACG